AUGCCUGAUACGGAAGCAGAGAAUGUGCCGGUCAAUGGUACCAUCAGCAUGAACAGCAACCUGAACCAAUAUCCCCAUAAUAGCUCCGCCGUUCCCUCAUCUGGCCAGAUGAUCAGCCCAGCGACAAUAUCCGUUUCAGAUGACCUGAAACAAGAUCUAGCUGCCAGCAACGUUAACAAUGCAAAAGGCGACGUCAAGUCCCAAAGCGUUCCUGCAAGACGCAAGCGACAGAGGAGAGAGAUAACCACCACUACAUCCUCCAAGGCCAGUCAAGCAGCACGAUUAUCGCCUCGUAUAACCCGCUCGCGCUCAUCCUCAUCUUCACCCCAAAUAACAAACAUGACGGCGUCACCGAAACCGGCGCCGCCCCGACGAAAACGAGCAAUACCUACCCAUUUACCCUCUGCCCCCAAGUCUCUCCUCCGCGACACGAUUCCAGCAAAUCUGAUUCUUCUCCUUGUGGGUGUGAACCCGGGAAUCCUAACUGGAACAACGGGGUAUGCCUACGCGCACCCCUCCAACCGCUUUUGGAAGCUCCUGUACUCGUCCGGGAUCACGAAAAUCCGUCAUCCGCCCUCGGACACCUAUAAGCUUCCAGAGCUGUACAACGUGGGGAAUACGAACCUCGUAGAACGGCCCACCCGCGACGCGAGCAUGCUCACUCAAGCUGAGCUUGACGCCGGUGUCCUCGCGCUAGAAGCCAAGGUGGCGGCGCAGCGGCCCGAGGUAGUGUGCCUGGUUGGCAAGGGUAUCUGGGAAGCUGUAUGGAGGGUGCGGCAUGGACGCGCGAUUCGCAAGCAAGAGUUCCGGUAUGGGUGGCAGGAUCAAACAGAGAAUAUGGGCCGCAUACCUGAUUCGGACUGGAGCGGCGCCCGGGUUUUUGUUGCCACCACGACGAGUGGGUUGGCUGCUGGGAUGACUAUGGCGCAGAAGGAAGCCGUGUGGGCUGAAUUGGGGACGUGGGUGGUUCAGAGAAGGAUUGAGAAGGGGCUAGCUUCACCUAAAGACUGA
This is a messenger RNA of Penicillium cinerascens, 1011 nucleotides long. RefSeq names its product mismatch-specific DNA-glycosylase. Gene Ontology annotation, biological process: base-excision repair, AP site formation. Gene Ontology annotation, molecular function: mismatch base pair DNA N-glycosylase activity. Lineage: Eukaryota; Fungi; Ascomycota; Eurotiomycetes; Eurotiales; Aspergillaceae. The transcript has a single exon. The record is from RefSeq and is a predicted model, not a curated record. The coding region runs from base 1 to 1011 and encodes 336 amino acids.